AGAGGCAGCCAGAGAGACGUGAGGACGAAGCCGGAGCUUACCGCAGGAAGUACGUUAUCAAAUUCCCUACGGAGCCUCUCCGACAAGUACCCAUGUAGUCAACUGUUACUGAAACCCUUUGGAAGUUGGAGGGAUGUGGGACUCCUAUCUGCAGUCCAGAGGCACAUGACCGAUGACAAGUAAAUUUUACCUGAUGCAGCGUCCUCAGAGAUGUCUCCAGGAGAAGUGAACUGUGGAUGACAUUGUGAGCAAGAAGGAGUCACCAUUCAGAGCCAAAGAGAAUCUUGUUAUAGUGAACAUAAAAAGCUAAUUUUCUCCCAGUCAACUGCUGCAAUGCUGAUGCCUGGACCACUGUGGGUGUGCCUGGCUCUGAUAGGGGUUGGAAGCUGCAGUGCCCACAGCCUGUUUACCUGUGAGCCUAUCAGAGUGCACUGGUGCUUAGGGAUGCCCUACAACAUGACUUUCUUUCCCAACAUGAUGGAGCACUAUGACCAGGAUAUUGCCGCCAGUAAAAUGGAGCCAUUUAUGCCACUUGCAAAACUGCGAUGUUCUCCAGACGUCCACCACUUUUUGUGCCAAGCUUUUAUCCCAGCAUGCACUGGGGAGAGCAUGGUAAUCCAUCCAUGCAGGCAAGAGUGUGAGACAGUUCUGUCUGACUGCGAGGAGAACAUUCGCAUCUUCGGUGUCUCCUGGCCUCCUGAGCUACAAUGUGACAAAUUGGAGUCAUGUAACAUAGCUGAGUCUGUGCUUUCUGCAACCACCACGAUGACCUCCUCAUCGCCUAAGAGGGACCUUGGCUUCUGGUGCCCACUGCAGCUGAAGACCAAGCCAGGUCUUGGCUCAUCGUUCCUGGGUACCCAGGACUGUGCACCACCGUGCUCCAACAUGUACUUCAAACCGCACGACAUUGAAUUUGCCAAAAACUUCAUUGGCGUGUUGUCCAUCAUCUGCCUGGGCGCCACACUGUUCACUUUUCUCACUUUCCUUAUCGAUGUAAAGCGCUUCAGAUACCCGGAGCGACCUAUAAUCUUCUACGCCGUCUGUUACAGCUUUGUAUCGCUCAUGUACUUCAUUGGUUUCCUGUUGGGGAACAACGCUGCCUGUACCAAAGCUUCCCAUCCCACAGGUGUGGAAACUGUGGUGCUGGGCUCACAAAGUAAAGGCUGCACUCUGCUCUUUAUGCUUCUCUACUUCUUUACCAUGGCGGGUAUCGUCUGGUGGGUCAUACUCACCAUCACGUGGUUCCUGGCAGCUGGACCAAAGUGGAGCUGUGAGGCCAUUGAGAAGAAAGCAGUUUGGUUCCACUCUGCUGCCUGGGGGAUCCCUGGGGCUUUAACUGUCAUGCUGCUGGCUCUGAACAAAGUUGAAGGGGACAACAUUAGUGGGGUUUGCUUUGUGGGGCUCUACGACCUGGACGCGUUGCGGUACUUUGUUCUAGCACCACUGUGCGUGGGUGUUAUAGUGGGCCUCUUCCUCAUCCUGGCAGGUAUUGUUUCUCUAAACCACGUCCGGCAGGUGAUCCAGCAUGACGAGCGAAACCAGGAGAAGCUGAAGAAGUUCAUGAUUCGCAUCGCUGUGUUCAGCUGCCUCUACCUUGUCCCGCUGGUUACCCUGUUAGCCUGCUACACUUAUGAACAGAGUCACCGGAGCACCUGGGAGAAUACCUGGAUCAAUGACCGGUGUCAAGAAUACAGCAUCCCCUGCUCCUACAAGACUACAGAGCUCGACCGUCCUGACCUCACCCUGUUUCUUGUAAAAUACUUGAUGACACUGGUGGUUGGAAUAUCUGCAGUGUUCUGGGUCGGUAGCAGAAAGACCUGCUCUGAGUGGGCCUACUUCUUCAACAGGACCCGGAAGAGAGACCCCAUCAGUGAGAGCCGCCGGGUGCUCCAAGAGUCCUGCGAGUUCUUCCUCAAGCAAAAUAGCCGCGUCCAGCACAAGAAGAAGCACUAUAAGCCCAGCUCCCACAAGCUCAAAGUCAUCUCCAAGUCGAUGGGCACGAGCACCUGCGUCACGCCCACCAACGCCGGAGGCACCACUUCUGCGUUGGGCAACCACGAGCCCCAGGUGCAAGGCUCCCUGACUGACACCUCAGUCAGGGAGCACCUGGACCGAGGCACCUCCAGCCGAAGCUCCAGGAGGGGGGAGAGGGAGGGUGGAGAACGACGCAGCAAAGGGGGGAGCUCCAGUAAGAUGAGCAGCCGCUCAGAGAGCAUCCACAGAGUUGCAGAUGGAGGGGUGAGUCCAAGGAGCGAGCUCUCCGAGGCCAGGCUAGUUGCGGGUGGACCACUGCAGCAGCAUUCAGCUAUAAACGUAUCACAGGCCAGCAACACCCAGGACUCUGCCCUCCAGAUGGUGCACCCUGUUCCUGAGGAGAGCAAAGACCCACAGGACAUCUGAUCCUUCCAGAUUGUCCCGGUCCACUCAUCAGUCCAUCCUUGCACACAUUAAGAGGUUACACUGUGGCCAGUGAAUGUUAAUUACCAGCUAAAUGUACCAUAUUUCUAAUAUGAUAUGUUGGACCAGAGUUUGUGAGAUUUAACGCCAGUCGCUGAUGUUGUUUAGAGGAAUUAGUUUGGUUGGGUGACGACUGGUUAUUCCAGCUUUAGCAGUAUCCCAACUAUACAACCACCAAUGCUUAUUUAAAGCUAUAGCAGGCAUUAGGUCUCAACGUUUGAAUUACAUACUAUGCUUUCAAAUAAACACAAUUUUUAUGUAAAUAUUCUUUUUUUAUUGUAGAAUUUAAGUCUGUCACUCAAAUAGUCGCAACACUGAGAGUUGUUUUAGAAAAAGGUCAUGACGUUACCAAACACUGAACCCUCAGAAAAUCUUGCUGAGUUAAAUUGUUAUUGAAUGUCUUUAUGUUCUUUCCUGAUAGAUGCUUUGUUUACAGACCUCACGUUGUAAUACACAUCAAGUGCCACUUUUUGUCCUUUAAAGACACAUGCUCUUUAAGUUGAUAUUGUUGAUUUUAAGCAUCGAAUUUGCAAGGUUUUUUUUUACUUUAACUUUUCAUUUUCUGUUGCACAUACACAUUUUGUGCAUCAGUAUUUUCAAAGACAAACCCACUGAAUUUGGGUAAAUUACAGCUUUGUAGUUUACUAACUCAUUGGUCCUUUGUUGCAAAGAUAUAACCAAUUUUAUUUUUUGAAGUUAGGAUGCUGUGUAAAAUGUGAAUAAAAACAGAAUGCAAUUAUUAGCAAAUGUCACGAACUUGUGUUAAUCCCAGUAGAUUAAAAACAACAUAUCAGAUGGUGAAACUGAGACUUUUCAGUAUUUCAUGGAAAAUUGGCUCAUUGGCUCAUUUAAAAUUUGAUGGCAGCAACACAUGUUAGAAAUGUUCAAACAGGGACAACAAAGAGCUGGAAACGUACAUUUACAUAAAU
Messenger RNA from Melanotaenia boesemani (Boeseman's rainbowfish), 3386 nucleotides. Its product is annotated as frizzled-6-like. Bases 334 to 2400 code for a protein of 688 amino acids. Gene Ontology annotation, molecular function: Wnt receptor activity; Wnt-protein binding. Lineage: Eukaryota; Metazoa; Chordata; Actinopteri; Atheriniformes; Melanotaeniidae. The record is from RefSeq and is a predicted model, not a curated record. The transcript has 8 exons. Gene Ontology annotation, biological process: non-canonical Wnt signaling pathway; canonical Wnt signaling pathway. Gene Ontology annotation, cellular component: plasma membrane.